Messenger RNA from Manis javanica (Malayan pangolin), 11481 nucleotides. The record is from RefSeq and is a predicted model, not a curated record. NCBI's taxonomy places the organism in Eukaryota, Metazoa, Chordata, Mammalia, Pholidota, Manidae.
UCGGUACCAGGCAGGUUGUGGGAGGUGCAGGGGUUUGACAUAAACAAACCGCGACGGCGCCGCUGCAGGCGCUAUGGCCGAGGCGGUGAGACCCCAGCGCCGGGCCAAGGCAAAGGCCUCCCGGACCAAAACUAAGGAAAAGAAGAAAUAUGAAACCCUUCAGAGGGAAGAGUCCAUUGAAGUCUCCCUUCCAGAAACCUCCAGAGAGCUGGAAUUCCCUCCUCUGGCUUGUGAAUUCAAAAGAGACAGUCAGAAGGUAUUAACUGACUCCCAGCUACAGAACGAUGCCAGUGGACCAAGUGAGCAUGAAAUGUUUGAUGUACUACUCACCUCCUUAACUAUAAGCAAAGAAGAGUCUCUGACAGGUGCCCCAGAGACCCCAAAGGAAGGAGAGGAGGUCAGAGCCUGUGCUGGGGACAAUGCAUUCAAGCCCAAGGUCGACCCUGGAGACAGUGUUGGAACCCAAGUAGAAACCCUCAAGAACUUUACAGAAGUUGAGGAAGAUAAAUUGUCACCAUGUGGACUUUCUGAAAGCUCACUGAAAUUGAAUUUUUCUUAUACUCAGCAAGAAAUAGAAAAUUUGCAGGUCAUAGAAACUCAGGAUAGGAAAGAAGGCAAACAAGCCUUGGACCUUUCUUCAGAGGUGCUACAAAAUGUGGGCUUGCAGAGUUCUUGUGAAGCCAAAGACAUUUUUCAGCUACCUAGAGUGAAAAAACUGUAUCCCCAGUUGCCAGCUGAAAUUGCUGGAGAAGUACCAGCUUUGGUGGCAGUGCGACCUUUGCUUCAUAAUGAGCGACUCUACCCGGAGCUCCCAUCUCAACCAGAGCUAGUAGCGUUUACAAAAGAACAGCUAAAAAUCUUUGAGCCUGGUUCAUGGCUGGAAAAUGUUGAGUCAUAUUUAGAAGAAUUUGAUAGCAUGGCUCAUCAGGACAGGCAUGAAUUUUAUGAGUUGCUUUUGAACUACUCACGAUGUAGGCAGCAACUGCUGCUUGCUGAAGCCGAGCUGUUUGCUCUGGCAUCUGAUUGCCAAAAUGCUAAAAGUCGACUCUGGCACUUUAAGGAAGAACAGUUAUCUGUACAGGGUAUCUGUGCAGAUCAAGUGAGAGUUUCAGGUUAUCAUCGCUACCAAAGAGUAGAGAUGAAUGAAAAUGCACUGGGGGAGCUAAAGAAGCUAUUUGAUGCCAAAUCUGAGCACCUCCACCAGACGCUGGCUCUGCAUUCUUACACUUCUGUGCUCUCAAGGUUGCAAGUGGAGUCUUACAUCUAUGCAUUACUCAAUAGUUCCGCUGUCCUGAGAACUUUAGCAAUUCAUCAGCAAGGCCAAGCUUCUGAGCAGACAGACAGCGUUCCCUCUGAUCUGUGUCAGCUAAAGGAGUGCGUUAGUGUCUUAUUCAUGUUCACCAGGAGAGUUCACGAAGACACUCAGUUCCAUGACAAUAUUCUUCUCUGGCUGCAGAAAUUGGUAUCAGUGUUACAAAGAGCUGGUUGUCCUGGAGAUCACUUCUUCCUCUUAAACCAUAUUCUUCGAUGCCCUGCUGGUGUUAGUAAAUGGGCUGUUCCUUUCAUCCAGAUCAAGGUGUUGAAUAACCCAUCAGGGGUCUUUCAUUUUAUGCAGUCCCUUGCCCUGCUAAUGUCUCCGGUCAAAAAUCGAGCAGAGUUCCUAUGCCACAUGAAGCCCAGUGAGCAGAAGCCAUCUUCCUCUGGACCUGCAUCUGGGACGUGGACACUCGUAGAUGAGGGAGGAGAAGAGGAUGAAGACCCUGAGACCAGUUGGAUUCUCCUUGAUGAAGAUGACUUGGUUGUCCUUUUAUCACAGUUUCCAUUUCAUGAAUUCUUUCAACAUCUUCUUGGGGUUAAAGCAAAAGGUGAUUAUUUACCUGAAACAACAAGACCUCAAGAGAUGAUGAAAAUUUUUGCCUUUGCUAACUCACUAGUGGAACUUUUGGCUGUGGGGUUGGAAACCUUUAAUAGAGCGCGCUACAGGCAGUUUGUGAAGCGAGUUGGUUACAUGAUCAGGAUAACCCUAGGUUAUGUAAGUGACCACUGGGCACAGUAUGUGAGCCACAACCAAGGUUUGGGAUUGGCCCAGCAGCCCUACUCCACAGAGAAACUACAGGUUGAAUUUGAUGAGCUAUUUUUGAGAGCCGUCCUCCACGUGCUGAAAGCCAAAAGACUUGGCAUUUGGCUGUUUAUGUCAGAAAUGCCCUUUGGGACACUGUCAGUCCAGAUGCUCUGGAAGCUCUUCUACCUUAUGCACCAGGUAGAGAGUGGGGAUCUGGAGGGGCUCUGCACCACCCUCCAACCCUCCGAGUGCAAGAGGCAGCUCCAAGACCCAGAACAUUUUGUGAACUUUGAGCAGUGUCUUUCCUCCAUGAAUAGCUCGGAAGAGAUUUGCCUUCUGACUACAUUUGCUCAGAUGGCUCAAGCCAGAAGAACCAAUGUGGAUGAAGACUUCAUAAAAAUAAUUGUUCUGGAGAUAUAUGAGGUGUCUUAUGUCACUUUGUCUACCAGAGAGACUUUUUCAAAGGUUGGUCGAGAGCUUUUAGGGGCCAUCACAGCCGUUCACCCUGAGGUAAUUUCUAUCCUUUUGGAUAGAGUUCAAGACACCAUUGACCAGGUUGGCAUGGUUUCUUUAGCUAAUAGCUUAUUGGAAGAAUACCAUUUUAUGAACCGGUUUCCUUGUCUGCUUAUUGCCUAUUUCUUUUUUCUUAGCAUUGAGAAAUUCUGUGCAGAAGGCAUCUCCCUGUUGGGAAUUCUGGUCCAAUCAAGGCAUUUGAGAACAGUGGUCCAUGUCCUGGAUAAGAUUCUACCUUUAUUCUACCCUUACCAGUAUUACCUUCUGAAGAAUGAGCAGUUUCUGUCACACCUCCUUCUGUUCCUGCACUUGGACAGUGGCGUGCCUCAGGGUGUCACGCAGCAGGUCACCCAUAAGGUGGCACAGCACCUGACAGGAGCCAGCCAUGGGGACAAUGUGAAGCUUCUCAACAGCAUGAUCCAGGCCCACAUAUCUGUAAGCACUCAGCCCAAUGAAGUGGGCCCUGUUGCCGUAUUGGAGUUCUGGGUUCAGUCUCUAAUAAGCCAACAUCUCUGGUAUCGAGAACAGCCCAUCCUCUUCCUCAUGGAUCACUUGUGUAAAACAGCUUUUCAGCUGAUGCAAGAAGACUGUGUGCAGAAAUUACUCUACCAGCAACAUAAGAAUGCUUUGGGCUACCACUGUGACCGGAGUCUGCUCUCUUCUUUGGUGAGCUGGAUCGUGGCUGGCAAUGUCACGCCUUCCUUCGUGGAGGGCAUCGCCAUGUCCACUCAGGUCUGGUUUGCAUGGACAGUGUUGAAUGUGGAAUCCAUUUUUGAAGAAGAUUCCCAGCUCCGAAGAGUUGUUGAAGGGGAAUUGGUUAUAAACCCUGCUUUUACUCCUGACCAAGCUCUGAAGAAAGCCCAGGCCCAGCUCAAGCUCCCCAUUGUCCCAUCCCUCCAGAGGCUGCUGAUUUACCGUUGGGCCCACCAGGCUCUCGUUACGCCUUCUGAUCACCCUCUUCUGCCGCUCAUUUGGCAGAAGUUCUUCCUCCUGUAUCUUCACCGCCCUGGACCGCAAUAUGGGUUACCCAUAGACGGUUGUAUUGGAAGAAGAUUUUUUCAAAGCCCUGCUCACAUCAGUUUGUUGAAAGAAAUGAAGAGGCGCCUGACUGAAGUGGCCGACUUCCACCAUGCUGCGAGCAAGGCUCUGCGCGUUCCAGCAGAGGGCAGCGAAGGGCUGCCAGCCAGCCAGGCCAGCACCCCUGGUUACUUGACUUCCCCAGAACUGCACACGGAGCUCGUGAGGCUUUUCAAUGUAUACAUAUUAUGGCUAGAAGAUGAGAAUUUUCAAAAAGGAGAUACCUAUAUCCCUUCUCUACCAAAGCAUUAUGAUGUUCACAGGCUAGCCAAAGUGAUGCAGAAUCAGCAGGAUCUGUGGAUGGAGUAUUUGAACAUGGAGCGCAUUCAUUAUGAGUUCCAGGAAACUGUUGGUCUGUGGAUGCAGGCCAAGCUUGAGUCCCAUUCUGCAACCUGCAGUUUGUCAGUGCAGCUGGACUUCACUGAUCCUUUGCUGGCUAAAGAAAGGGUUUUAAGUAACUUGCAGAAGCAUGACGCUCCCCAGCCUCCUCUUGUUCUGCACCCACUGAGGCCUCCUGUACCACUUGUUUCCUCUGCCACACUCCUCAGUCAGAAGGACACUGCGCAGCUGCUGCGCACAGACCUGCAUCUGUUGCAACAGCAGGCUAGAACUGCAGCGCUUCGGGAAUCCCAGCAGGUUGCCCUGGACGGUGAGUUGUUGGACACAAUGCCCAAACAGUAUGUCAACAGAGAGGAACAGACCACACUCCAUUUGGAGUGUAGAGGAAGUAGUGGGAAGAAAUGCCAAGGAGCAGCAGUUAUAACAGUUCAGUUUGAAGGUAUGCAUAAAAAUGAAGCAAUAACCCAACAACUUCACGUUCUGCGAAAAGAAGUGAAGCAGCUGCAAGCAGAAGCUGCUAAACCACCAUCACUUAAUAUUGUGGAAGCUGCUGUACAUGCAGAAAACUUGAUUACGGCCUUAGUGAAUGCCUACAAGUUACAGCCUACUCCUGGGGCCCAGAAGGUCGGCAUUAGCCUCUUCUUUACUGUUGUGGAUUACAUCAGUGAUGAGACACAGCGCCAUCCCCCCACAAGGCAGUUUUUUACUUCAUGCAUUGAGAUCUUGGGACAGAUAUUUAUCAGUGGCACCAAGUCAGAAUGCAGAAAAGUUCUGCAGACCAUUCUGAAGAAUAGAAGGCUCUGCUCUCUCUUGUCUCCUUUCUUCACGCCCAAUGCUGCCCCUGCAGAGUUCAUACAGCUCUAUGAGAAAGUGAUGAAGUUUCUAAGUGAGGACAACAGUGAUGUGAUUUUCAUGCUGUUAACCAAGUUCGAUCUUAAGCAGUGGUUAAACGCCACUAAACCUCCUCUGUCUGAUCGUAUCAGGCUUCUGGAGUCCAUUCAUUUGGCACUUACUGCCUGGGGCCUUGAACCAGAUGAAGAUAUUUUGAUGCCGUUUAAUCUUUUCUGUAAGCACUGGACUUACCUUCUUCUCUACCAGUUUCCUGACCAGUACAGUGACAUUCUCAGGCUGCUGAUGCAAAGCUCUGCGGAGCAGCUGCUGAGUCCUGAGUGUUGGAAAGCCACUCUGAGAGCUCUGGGCUGCGGCGCCCCAAACUGCCAGCAGGGGGCAGCAGCUGCAGAGAGCACAGUGCUUCAAAGCUCUCCUGAUGUACUCUUGUCAGACAAGCAGGUAAUGGAGACUAUACAGUGGCUCUCAAACUUUUUUUAUAAGCUUCGGUUAUCCACGUUAGACUUUAAAAGCUUUGGCUUGUUCUCAAAAUGGAGUCCUUAUGUGGCUGAUAUGAAGAUGUUCUUGGGCUAUCUUGUAAAAAGGCUGCUUGACUCAGAAAUGGCCUGCUUGGCCCAAGACCCAUCUGCCAGCAGCAAAACAGUACUGAGAUCCCUACAUUCAAUAAUCAUCCAGCUCUUUAAGCCAUGGAUCCUAGUUUUAGAGGACAGUGACAGCAGCCAACGAUACUACCCCUGGCUGGAGAGUGAUGCUGUGGUGGCCGCAAGCUUUGUGCAGUUGUUCACUGACUGUGUUGAUUCAUUACAUGAGAGGUUUAAAGAUAAGCUGUUGCCAGGUGAUGAUGGAGCCCUUCGGUUACACCUUAUGCAUUACUGUGAAACGUGUACAGCCCCCAGAAUGCCAGACUUCAUUCUGUAUGCUUUUCAUAGCGCCUACCGGAAGCUCCCGUGGAGGGACCUGCACCCUGACCAGAUGCUCAUGGAGGCCUUCUUUAAAGUGGAAAGAGGAAGCCCCAAGAGCUGCUUCCUAUUUCUGGGUUCUCUCCUUUGUGAAGUCAAUUGGGUCAGUGCACUCUCUGAUGCGUGGAGUCCCAGUCCCCACCCGGAGACCCGAAGCAUGAUCGUCUGCCUCCUUUUCAUGAUGAUUUUACUGGCAAAGGAAGAUCAACUUGUAGACCAAACAGAUUCAUCUCUACUUUGUCUCCUUGGACAGACAAGCUCACUGUCGUGGCAUCUUGUGGAUAUUGUGUCAUACCAGAGUGUGCUAGGUUAUUUCAGCAGCCACUACCAGCCAUCCAUCAUCCUGGCAAAGGAAUCUUCUGCUGAAUUAAUUGUGAAGCUCCUGAAAGUUUCUGCAGGCCUUUGUGUUCCUACUGAUGGCCAGAAGCAUCUUGAUGCAGUUCCAAAAUGCCAAGCCUUCAUUCAUCAGAUGGUUCAAUUCCUCAGCUCCCUGGAACAAAAUGGAAAAAUCACCUUAGCAGUCCUAGAACAGGAACUGUUUAAACUCUUGGAUGAUAUACUUGUCUUUAACCCGCCUGAUGUGGACAGCCAGACCCGCCACAUGGCCCUCAGCAGUCUCUUUAGGGAAGUCCUAAUGAUGAUGAACAAUGCAACUAUUCCAACGGCAGAGUUCCUGCGGGGCAGUAUCCGGGCCUGGAUUGGGCAGAAAGUGCACGGGCUGGUGGUGCUGCCCCUUUUAACAGCAGCCUGCCAGAGCCUAGCUUCUGUCCGACACAUGGCCGAGACUACAGAAGCCUGCAUCACUGCCUACUUCAAAGAAGGCUCCCUCAGCCAGAAUUCAGGAUGGGGCCCCAUUCUGGUGUCCCUUCAAGUUCCUGAGCUCACCAUAGAAGAGUUUCUGCAGGAGUGCCUGUCCCUGGGCAGUUACUUGACUCUUCAUGUCUACUUGCUUCAGUGUUUAAAUAGUGAACAGACUCUAAGGAACGAAAUGAAAGUGUUGCUCAUCUUGAGCAAGUGGUUGGAACAGGCGUAUCCAAGCUCUGUGCAGGAAGAGGCAAAGCUGUUUGUGUGGUGGCACCAGGCCUUGCAGCUGUCCCUGAUUCAGAUGGAGCAGAAUGACUCGGUCUUGACGGAGUCUGUCAUUCGAAUUCUGCUCAUGCUUCAGAGCAGGCAGAGCCUGCUGGCCGAGGAGAGACUCAGCUCUGGGAUUCUGGGAGCAAUUGGGUUGGGCCGGAAGUCGCCCUUAUCUAACAGGUUCCGAGUGGUUGCUCGAGGAAUGGCUGCCUUCCUUUCCAUUCAGGUUCCUACUGAGGAUCAGAUCCGUUUGAAGCCUGGCUCUGAAUUAUAUCUGACUCCAAAAGCUCAGCAGGCUCUGAAUGCUCUUGAAUCCUUGACAUCAAGUAAACAGUAUGUUGAGUACCAGGAUCAGAUAUUGCAAGCCACACAGUUUAUAAAGCAUCCUGGCCAUUGCCUGCAAGAUGGGAAAAGCUUCCUGGCUCUUCUUGUUAACCGUCUUUAUCCAGAAGUGCAUUAUUUAGACAACAUACGAUAGUAACACUAAGGCUCUUGAAAAACCCUGUUGCUGUUUAUGUUUACAUUUUAACUUUGCUUUUGCACAAGUAACUUUAUUCAGUUUCACUGCAGAGCUCAGUUUAGCCAAUGAAUUAGUUGACUGAGAUGCAGGUUGAGGAGCACUAGAUAAUUCUGUUGUUCAUGUGCACAUGUGUAUGUGUGUGUACAUGUGUGUUUUCUUAGCUCUUAAAACUUCUGGGGACAUACUAGUUUUAUGUUCAUCCAAUAGGAGAAACUUACUCUCAUUUGGUUACAGAGCCACUUAAAGCUGCUGAAUGUCUCACAAGACUCUGGAUGGGGUUCUUUUGUAUGUCUCCAAUUCUGUCUUCUGUUUUUUUAAAUUUCAAGACUCCUGUGUCAGAUCUAAAUACUUUGGGAAUCAUGUAGAACCCUCACUGUUAAACACCAUUUGUGUUCCUUCAAAGUAAAACACACUUUGAAAAUUGCGUUUCUCAAAUGUGAGGAAACAGACCAGCUUAAAAAUAUUGUCUGUCUUCUUUUAGAAGGGAGAUAAGAAUGCUGAAUUAAAGUGAUUCAUUGACUAAAAUGUGAUCACCUAAUCCUGAUGACAGUGGACAGCAGAGAUGGUGUGGUGACAAGUCCAUUUCCAUCCAUCCAGCUGUGUGUACUCAUGGAGAAGGAGCUAUCCGUCUAAAUUGGGUGGCACACUGGUGAUCUGUAUGGGUGCACGCUGGUGGUCUGUGAGCGCAUGCUGGUCGUCUGAGCGCACGCUGGUGGUCUGUGUGAGUGCACGCUCGUGGUCUGUGAGCACAUGCUGGUGGCCUUGAGCACAUGCUGGUGGUCUUGAGCGCACGCUGGUGGUCUGUGUGAGCAUACUGUGCACAGAUGGGUUUGUUGGCCCACAUGUGCAGUGUAGUCAGGGUUACUCUCCUGUUCACUGUGGACACACAUUUCCCCAUUAACAGCCCUUACUGAGCCCCUGUAGACUCCCACAUUUGCAGCUCUUGAGAAACACCAGGUUUAAUGUCCAAGGUCCUGCUGUUGAAUUAGGGAGAGAGAGGAAGGGAGGGCUUGAGGGAAAAAUUGCGAGACAGAGACCAAGAGCCUGAUUCUCUGUUUCCUGCUGGUUUUACUCCACACUUAAAUUCAAAUGAAGGUACAAACCUGCUGAAAUACUUGUCUGUGGAAACUGGGUCGGGUCAGGAGACUGAACGACAUUUGGCUUUUUUCAAUAGCCAUGUGCCUUCUGGUGCUGACAGCUCCUUCAUUACCAGAGCCUGUCUGACGUCGCCCUGCUCUCCUGCCGUCUUCUUGCUCCUGUCACUUCCCCACAGAGAGAGCAGUUUGACUUUCAUCAUCAUAGUCACAACUCUCUUGGCUCAAAAUUGAUUUUGUUUGUCCAGCUUGUGUAUUGCUUUUGUAUGGCUUUCCUAUAGCCCAAGGAUAUUUGCCUAAAAAUGUCUGAACAGUCACCAGAGAAUUUAUCAGGGAUGAGGAUUAUAUAGGUUACCACAGUGCUAAUCUCUUUUCGAAUAUCCUUUUGGAGUGCUUCCCCCCAUCUGGAAGUAUGUAGGAGCUGUUUUGAUUUUGAACUUCUUCGGUUGGAUGGAACAUUGCUGCCUGAUAGACAUGCUCUGAUAAAGGUCAUCGCUGUUCAGCCUCCAAGUUUUGUGGGCCACAGAGUGUCCAUCUCUAAAGGGACAUCUCAGAGCUGGCUUUGUUUUUGCUUCUCUUUUCAAAAUCAUUCAUCUUCCCCGUGCUGUGUAAAAGAAAAGUUUGGAAGCUGUGGAAAGUGUAAUGACUGGCUUGGCAAAAAGAUUUUAUGACAGGAAAUGGCUUGUGUGCUGUUUUGUUUGAGGAAGAUAAUUAUUGAUGUCCUAGAAUGUGAAGUUUUUGAGUGAUAGUAUGUACAUUUUAAAGAACAUUAUGACCUGUUCACUUUUAAAAGUUUAUAAUAUUUAUAAUGUACCUGGUCUGUACGAAUUAUAAAAAAUAAAAUCUUUAGUUGCAGUUGGUAAGAAUCCCAUUUUUAGGGCUAUCACACUAGUUUGUAAAGUCUUCCAGUUAAAACUGAUGAAGAUUUUUAUGCCUGAUGUCAUUGUAUUAUUUGACACUGUAACUUGAUUAUUAGAGAUGGUCAGUGAAACUGCUUCCUCUUUAAGUACUUUGUGAUUAACAAAAAGGUGCUUUGAAGACACUGAGAAUAGUUUAGAAGAUGGCAGCACUGCUGUAGCCCUCGGAAAUGAGUAGACCAGCCUGCUGGCUUUCAGGAAUGACAAGCCUUUGCUGGCAGAAACAGUUGAUCUCCGGAGAGCACAGGGCCAGUUCCAGAAACAGCUCCUUGUGCUGCGUGUAGGUCUCUGGAUCAAGCAAGACCCAGGCCUUGUCUGUGCAGAGCAGUGUUGAAAGCGAACUAGUGCAGGCCCUCUGCACAGGGCUGCCAGUGGCACCUGGUUGACAGAGGGAUGGCUAGCAGCGUCCUGGUCUCUAUGAAGAGCACCUUUUCUCUACUCAUCUCCCACAGCAUGCAAGGACCGAUCAAGAGGCACACGAGAUCCUCCUGCUUUCCGGCUCUUCCGCCUAACCCUUCAGGUGAGCACGGCGGAAAGCUGGGAGUCACGGUGCUGAGGGAGGUUGGUCGUGCACAUGUGUCUGCUCACCCUGACAGAGGAGCCAGGACCUCGCCCUGCACGAGCUCCAGGGCAUGCCCAGGGCCUGAGCCCCCAGGCACAACCAUCUCAUGGUUUCAUGUCUGCUUCCCUGAUGGCCUGAGUCUCUCAGUUCUUUGAGGUGGGGAAGCCUAGUCCAGAAAAUGAAAACCCCCAGAGCAGCUUAACCUCACUUUAACCAAGUGCCAAUGCCACUGAUAAUUUUGAUCAAGCAGCAAAAUCAGUCCACGUUGUACCAGUCAACGGCUGGCAAGUGUUCAUGCCUCUUCUUUUUGAAUGAAGGUGAUGCAGUUUUCUAUUGAAUUUUUAAUCCUAAAAUUAGUGAUUUUUCUCUGGAGCAUGAAACAAAUGUAGGUCGCUGCUUUAAGGUCAGCAGGGACAUUAAAGCUCAUGGAGUCCCAUCUCUCACCGGCAGGGAUCCCCAGCCCUGCUCCCCUGCCUCUCCUCUGCCUUCUGCCCAUGGCCAGUACCCUUCGCCAGAACCGCUGGGGGGCUCUGCUUGUAGUUCCGCUUUAUACUGAGCCAAAACUGGCCUCUUGGUAACACUUGUCACAGUUCUGCUGGGGCAGCCCAGGCUGGUGCUGUUCACCUGUCCCUUGCGACAGACUUUUGGACAUUGUCACACUUGGUCACAUCUCUGCCCUCCCCCAGUCCACUACAAGCUAACUGCCCAGUGCUUUUUUAACUGGUCCUCUUCCCCAAUGAUAUCUGCCAGGGCUGCCCUUGAGGAAAAGUGCCCCAACAAGCCCGUGUUAUUCUAAAAAGGCUGUGGCCAGAUUUAGCAGGGCCAGGACUCAGCAAGGGCACAACCUUCAGGUGGCCCUCACCUGCAGACACCAAGAAUGUGCUGCCUCACGUCAUGUCCCCUGGUCUGGUCCCUGCCCUGGGGCUUGGUCACACAAGGCUGGGCCAAACAGCUAAGUUCACUUACCCUGGGCACUUGGGCAGUACCAGCUCUCAGCAGCUGUGCCCUAUGGCUGGCAUGUUCAAUUAGUGACAAGUUCAAACUCCACACUUUGGCGACUUAACAUCAGUUGCUGCCAAAGGCUGUUUGCAUCACCUGUCAGCAUGAGAGGUCUACGGAGGGUGCUUUGCACUUUCCAAAACUGCUCUUCAUUUUGGACCAACCUUACAGCUUUGAGGUGGUAGCUGAAUUUUUUUCUGUUCAGCUAACUUGUCUUAUUAAGCAAAAUAGAGUAUAAUGUUGGGAAAAUGUUGCUUAUAAAAAAAGAAUCCUUUGCUGUGAUCUUCUGUUUGCCUCUGAGUCAUGCUGGAUAAAAUUCUUGGCUGGCAGCCAGGUGCUAUUACUGCCCUUGUUCUGGUCCCUGAUGAUCCUCACACUUAAUAGAGGCAUCGUGUGUCCUGGGAAGAUACUGUUGAAGUUUCCUUCAAUCUGGACAUUGCUGCCAUACUCUGAUGACAAUUACUUGAAAAAAAUAAACUACUGACCUUAUUUUGGGAUAAUAAAAUCACUAAGAAA